AUGGUCGCAAAGGCAAAUCCAUCGACCAUGCAGCCAUCGAUGGGAGAGGCUAGCAGCUCCCAGGUUCUAGUCCCAGCCUCACAGCAGGUGGAUCUUCCUGUUCCAGCCUUAGAGACCACCACUCAUUCUGAGGUCCCAUAUGUUGCUGCAACAGUGCCAGCAGUUGAUCCCACAGUUGCCCCCGCUGCUUCAGUAAACAUCGCAAAGUAUGAAGAAGAAGAAGAAGAAGAAGAGAAUCCUUUUGCGGAUAUAGAUGAGUAUAUCGAGGAUACAAAUGCCAUUGUCUCUCCACGAGUUGAUGUUGCUACCUUCAAGGUGGAACAUGGUUUGAUCCUAAUGCUUAAAGCAGAGGGGUUUUUCAGAAAUUCUACCUAUGAUAAUCUGACACAACAUCUUAGAAACUUUUUGGGUGUGUGUGCGAUGCACAAGAAGAACAACGUGUCAGAUGAUGCCCUAAGACUGAGGGUAUUCAAGUACUCAUUAGAUGGAGAAGCGAGGAAAUGGAUCCAAAAUCUACCACCUCAUUCCAUUCAUUCUUGGCAUGAGCUCGUCCGAGCUUUCCUAGCUAAAUGGUUCCCACAAAGCAAGAAGUCUGAGCUCAGAGAUAAAAGUUUCUUCUUCAAGCAACUACUAGGGGAACACCUAUAUGAGGCAUGCGAUCGAUUCAAACUAUAUCUAGUGAGGUCGUCGAAUCAUGGUUUUUCGAAUACAAUCUUGUUGGAGAAGUUUUACAUGGGUUUGGAUCCGUUGAACCAAUCCAUAGCCAAAAAUGUGGCGGAUGGAUCUUUUAUGGACAAAACAUUUACAAGGGUCACACAAAUCCUUGACAAGAUGGCAAAACAUAAUCAAGCUUGGCACUUGGAAGAUACCAAGGGUGGAAUUGCAUACGGUACUCCUUUUUUGACCAACAUGAUUAAAGAGAACCAAAAGAGAGAUCAAGUAAUUGUCGGGCUUGCCACCAACAUUAAUGUGUUAACCAAGAUGUUCACUGAAAGCCAAACAAAAAAGAUAAAUGAUGUGGAAGAUGUGCAACUCUUGUCAAACGAAGAUUGCGAGGAAGAAAAUUAUGUCCAUAAUUCUCAAGGCGGUUACCAAAGACAAUCCUACCAAGGUCCCGGACAACAAAAUCAAUGGAGGCCUAACCUGAAAGGGCAAGGCCAUCAAAAGUGGUGA
Molecule: messenger RNA, 1173 nt
Organism: Nicotiana tabacum (common tobacco)
Lineage: Eukaryota; Viridiplantae; Streptophyta; Magnoliopsida; Solanales; Solanaceae
Source: RefSeq, a predicted model, not a curated record